Strongylus vulgaris is the source of this 486-nucleotide messenger RNA. The record is from the annotation of a GenBank genome assembly. Lineage: Eukaryota; Metazoa; Nematoda; Chromadorea; Rhabditida; Strongylidae.
AUGCAUGCUGAUACGGUUUUUGGUCGAAGAAUUGGGGAAAUGUGGGUUGCAGCCAUAGAAAUCAAAUCAAACCACUACUUGGAAGAUCUUGGAUUGAAAAAGUUGAUCCGAACCGAUACUAUGAAACAGCUGGAAAUCUCAAGUAAUCGAAUUUUACAAAUCUCAUUCGAUGAAGCUGAAGUGUUUGCUGCAUCAAACAUGAAUGUUGAUCAAGUGAAUGGCUUUUAUCCCACAGGUACCUUCCCUGCUAUUCGUCUCAAUUUCCUUCCAAAACUUGUUGAUAUAGAAUUACCCAUGUUGCGAAGCCUCUACGCACCCACAUCGUACAAAUUUACGGUUGAUGGAUCUCCAAAUUUAAACGUUACAUUAGCUGGAUGCAGCUAUUUCAAAGAUGUUACUCAUGCGAAAGUAUGGAUAGAUUUCCUGGAUUGCAACGAAUGGUACGACUGGAAGACACAGCCAACCGAGCUAGUGGAGUCAUUUUAA